Molecule: messenger RNA, 645 nt
Organism: Ramularia collo-cygni
Lineage: Eukaryota; Fungi; Ascomycota; Dothideomycetes; Mycosphaerellales; Mycosphaerellaceae
Exons: 1
Coding region: 1-645 (214 amino acids)
Biological process (GO): cell redox homeostasis; cellular response to oxidative stress
Cellular component (GO): cytoplasm
Molecular function (GO): thioredoxin peroxidase activity
Source: RefSeq, a predicted model, not a curated record
AUGAGCCACAUCACACCCCAACUAGAUGCCAUCUUCCAAGGCUUCACCAAGAAUGCCCCAGAAACCAUCCAAACCCCAAUAAACGCUGCCCGAGCCGAACUCAUCAACUUCGACACCUCCGAAACCAUCAAGAUAGGAGACAAGCUCCCCUCAUUCAGCCUCCAGAAUGCCCUCGGCGAACUCCAAACCAGCACAACCCUCCUAAACAAAGGUCCCUUAAUUCUAACCUUCUACCGCGGAGAAUGGUGUCCUUUCUGUAACAUCGCCCUUUCAGGAUUCCAAAAACACUUGUCCGCAUUCACGGCCAAAAACGUGACUCUCGUGGCCAUCACCCCUGAACUCCCUAAUGGAACGCUCAGCAUGACGGAGAAGCACGAAUUGGAAUUCCCCGUUCUUACAGACUUGCAUAAUGCAUAUGCGAGGAAGUUGGGGAUUGUGUGGAGGCAGCCUGAGAGUUUACGGCCUGUGUUUGAGACUUUUGGACAUGAUUUGCCAAGGAGGAAUGGUGAUGAUUCGUUUGAGUUGCCGCUUCCUGCUACGAUGCUGGUGGAUGGAGAGGGUGUUGUGAGGAAUUUGUAUCUUGAGCCGGAUUAUGUUAAGCGUGUUGAGCCGUUGACUGUGCUGGACUGGAUUGAUGAACUGUGA